Paecilomyces variotii is the source of this 2161-nucleotide messenger RNA. Its product is annotated as lipase 3 precursor. The transcript has a single exon. NCBI's taxonomy places the organism in Eukaryota, Fungi, Ascomycota, Eurotiomycetes, Eurotiales, Thermoascaceae. The coding region runs from base 166 to 1854 and encodes 562 amino acids. The record is from RefSeq and is a predicted model, not a curated record.
UUCUUCUUGUGGUUGUUGUGGGUGAACAUAUAUCAUGAGGGCAGAGCGGUCUGGGCGCCUGUUUGGGUAGGAACGGAGUGUUCUAUAACACGGACCUUUGUGCGCCCUGGAAGGAGAGAGAGAGAGUACCUAAAUAUUGGUUUCAGGCUUGUGCAACGAUCUGUCAUGAUGUUAACGACUCUCGUUCCCUUCUUGGCUUGUAUCUCCCUUGCUGCUGCUGCUCCGGCUAAGCGGGCAUCUUCCCCCACGGUUACCAUUGCCCAUCCAGAGGCUACUAUUGUCGGGGCGACAGAAUUAACUGUCGACACAUUCGUUGGCAUUCCUUUCGCCCAGCCUCCAACAGGGUCUUUGCGUUUAAAGCCACCGCAGCCGUUGACAUCUCCGCUGGGAACCGUUGAUGCAGUGGAAAUAGCACCCGCUUGUCCACAAUUCUAUUUCAGCGUUGACGAGAAUGACUUUCCGACAAAUAUCUUGGGAGAAGUCCUCAAUCUUCCAAUAUUCCAAGCGGUUCAGAAUUCCAAGGAGGACUGUCUGACCUUGGAUAUAGUCCGACCUGCUGGGACGACUGCUGAUUCGAAACUGCCUGUGCUGUUUUGGAUAUUUGGAGGAGGUUUCGAGCUUGGUUCCACUCAGUUGUAUACUGGAGAGCCAAUUGUUUCGGCGUCUAUCGACAAAGAUAAGCCCAUAGUGUAUGUCGCUGCCAACUAUAGAGUGGGAGGGUUUGGAUUCCUUCCCGGAAAGGAGGUCCUCGCAGAUGGCGCAUCGAAUCUCGGACUAAUCGAUCAGAGACUGGCUCUCCAAUGGGUUGCAGACAAUAUCGAAGCUUUUGGUGGUGACCCAGAGAAAGUCACUAUCUGGGGGGAGUCUGCAGGCUCUAUUUCCGUCUUCGAUCAGAUGUUGCUGUACGAUGGAGACAACACUUAUAACGGCAAGCCAUUAUUCCGUGCCGGGAUUAUGGACUCUGGAAGUAUUGUUCCUGCCAACCCAGUCGAUACACCUUCUGCGCAGCUCGUAUAUGACACUGUUGUGAAAAAUGCAGGCUGCUCUUCAGCCAGUGAUACCCUCGAAUGUCUCCGGGAACUGGACUAUACCGACCUGCUGAACGCAGCGAACUCUGUCCCUGGAAUAUUGAGCUACCACUCAGUUGAUCUUGCAUACUUACCUCGACCUGAUGGGAAGGUCCUCACUGAUUCUCCUGACGCCCUUAUCAAACAGGGUAAAUAUGCCAAAGUUCCAUUCAUCAUAGGAGACCAGGAAGACGAGGGGACGAUAUUUGCAUUGUCCCAAAGCAAUCUCACAACCAUCGAUGAUGUGGUCACGUAUCUCUCAACGAUCUUCUUCCACGAUGCAACCAGAGAACAGAUCGAAGAACUAGUAGCAACAUAUCCCGAUGACCCCGACGACAUGUCUCCUUUCCGAACCUCUGAUGCGAACAACUGGUACCCGCAGUUUAUGCGUCUAGCAGCUAUCCUCGGAGACAUGACCUUCACACUGACGAGACGAGUCUUCCUAACCAUCUCUCAAAGCGUCCACCCGGACGUCCCAUUCUGGUCCUACCUAUCUUCAUAUGACUACGGAACGCCCUUCCUUGGCACUUUCCACGGCAGUGACAUACUACAAGUAUUCUUCGGCAUCCUGCCCAACCACGCUUCAGAUGCGAUUCGCUCAUACUAUCUCUCGUUCAUAUAUAACCUCGAUCCCAACGACGGAUCAGGCCAGACAGAGUGGCCACAAUGGAGCGAGAGUCAGACUCUCAUGCAGUUCUUCGCGGAUUCGUCGUCGUUGCUGGCGGAUGAUUUCAGAAAUGAUACGGCUCAGUUCCUGAUGCAAAAUGUGGCGAGUCUUCGGGUUUGAUGUCAGUAUGGUAUAUAUAAAUUUGGGGGCUUGAUGUAUGUUGUAUAUGGUUUAAUGAAUUGAUAUGAUCUUGUGGGAGUCAAUAUGUGGAAUAGUGUACCUGUGGAAAUGAUCAGAAUGCGAGAUGAUAUUAUGACUUCGUACAGACAGUUAUGACUGCCAAGUGGAAUGGAGAGAGCAUAGCUUACUCUUAUUCUCCAUAAGGGUUCUGUCUUAAAUAAGCUUCUUUAAAUACGUAGUAAAUUUCCAGACACAAGAGUCGAACUGUGCAGAUACAGUUCUAAUAGAGAGUCUUCAUUGAAUAUUG